Messenger RNA from Ipomoea triloba (trilobed morning glory), 684 nucleotides. RefSeq lists its product as uncharacterized. The record is from RefSeq and is a predicted model, not a curated record. Lineage: Eukaryota; Viridiplantae; Streptophyta; Magnoliopsida; Solanales; Convolvulaceae. Bases 1 to 684 code for a protein of 227 amino acids. The transcript is spliced from 2 exons.
AUGGCUGCCCAUGACUUAGUCUGCGGAGGGGUAAGGCGUAGGAUUGGAGAUGGUAGAUCCACACUCAUAUGGGGGCACCCAUGGCUUCCGGAUAAUCCAACUCCAAUGGUUCAAACACCCAUGCCUAUUCAUCUUAAUGGGACAUGCGUGUCUAGUUUGAUUGAUACAGGAACCAACUCUUGGAAUAUCCCCCUACUUAAUGACAUUUUCACUGUUGAGGACGCACUACGCAUCAGUAGAAUUCCUAUCUCCCCAGGUUAUGAGGACUCAUGGUAUUGGCAGGGAGACCCCAAGGGGUGCUAUACGGUAAAAUGUGGUUACAAGGCAGCUCUGGGGGAAUAUUCAGCUUCGGAGGACCAUAUUCGUGUGAUCGUGGCUGCACUCUACCACCUUUGGAAGGCACGAAACACGGCAGUGUGGGAUGCUUAUCUGCUGCGGCCGGCAAAAGUCCUCUCUACGGCUGUUGUUGCAUUACACGCUUGGAAGGAAGUCCACGACAAGCACCAGCCAACUGCUGGGAAUACACUGCCACCCCCGGCAGAUCAGACGCAGACGAUGGUCCCAAAAUGCUACUUCGACGCUGGUUUCUGCUCCGCAACUCACAAGGCGUCCUUUGGCGCCGUCCUUAUUUCACCAGCAGGGAGUUCAUCGCAGCAUGUGCAGGUCCAUUAUCGAGCUGCUUGA